Molecule: messenger RNA, 1302 nt
Organism: Tetrahymena thermophila SB210
Lineage: Eukaryota; Ciliophora; Oligohymenophorea; Hymenostomatida; Tetrahymenidae
Exons: 3
Molecular function (GO): protein binding
Source: RefSeq, a predicted model, not a curated record
AUGAUUAGUGGUAGAAUAAUAAAAAAAGAAGAAGCUACCUAAAAAAUUAUUUAUUAAAGAGUAAGUCAAAAAUUAUUAAGCUAAAAACUUGACUAAUAGCCAAAUUAAAAUGUUAUUGCAUUUAAAAAUAGUUAGUUUAAAGAAAACGACUCUAAUUUAGCUACAGCGAGCAAUUUAGUAUCAACAAAAUCUGCUAUUAAUCAAGAUUCCCUCAAACAGAGUAAUGUCUAAUCUUUAAAUAAUAAAAAUGGGAAAAACUAACAACAAUAAAAUGAAAGAAGAGUGACUUUAUAACUGAUCAAUAAUGGAAAAUAAUUUAAUAGAAAGAGCUAAUCGAUUUAAAUGAUUAAUAAAUAGUCUAAUAAAUUAGAUUCUUAACAAAAAAAUGUCAAUUAAAAGAAUGAUUUGAAUUAAGAAGAACAUAUACUAAACGAAAUUGAUGAAAAAGAAAAGAGCCUUUGGAAAUAAAUGAUAAAUGAAACAAUUAUGUCUUAACUAAAUUAGAUUUAACAAAACAAUAUUCUUAAUAUGAAUUUUAUUGAUAUUAAUGAAAGCUUUGCAUAAGGAGGUAUGGUUUUAUAAGAAAAUUUAAAUGCUUACAAAGAUUUAAUAAAUUAUCUUUAAUUAUCUCUACCUAAAAGAAGUAUUUCAGAAAUUACUAUGUUGGAUAUGCAAUACAGCUAUUUGAAUAUGAAAUCUCUUAGAUAUUUAGAAUCUUAUUUAAGUAGAUAAAAUUAUUUAAUUAAAAUUGAAUUUAGUUUUAAAUGGUGUAAAAUAAACCCAAAAAAGAUAGACAUUAUAGCUUGUUCUUUACUAUAUAGGUAAAGACUUUGCAUUUUGAAAUUAGAUUUAAGUUGCAAUGAGAUGGGUUCAAAAGGAUUUUCUCUUUUAUUUGAAAGAUUGUGUGAAUAUCCUCAUCUGCUGCACUUUGAAGGCGAUUUUACCAUGAAUGACAUUAAAGGGGAAGGAUUGUCUUUAUCUGCAAAAUAUUUUAAAAGAAUGAAAAACUUGGAAGUUUUAAGCUUAAAUUUAAAAUUGAAUGAAAUAGAUGACAAAGGUUUUACUAAUUUCUCGAAUGCAUUAAGAAACAUGAUUUAACUAAAGUAUUUAGAUCUUCAAUUAUAGACCAAUUAAAUCUCUAGUCAAGGUGUUACGACUCUUACUCAGUCUCUUUGUUCUCUAUAAGGAUUACUUUUUUUAGCCUUAAACUUGUACGAUAACAAAAUACCUAAAGAAAAAUUUGAAUAUUUUGCCAAAAGAGAGAUUUUGCAAGAAAUUAUUGAAUUCUAAAUUUUUUAAUGA